AUGGAGAAUUAUUGCUUCCUUAAGCCGCUCGGUCAAGGAAGUUUCGGGGUUGUAUGGAAGGCUUUGCACAAGGUGACUGGUGAGAUUGUUGCAAUUAAGCAACUGAAGAAUGAGGUAUCGAGGUUGACUUCAUGGGAGGAGUUUCUCCAAAUGGCAGAAGUUGAGUCUCUGUCUCAGUUGAAGAACCACCCGAAUAUUGUCAAUUUGAAACAAGCUUUCAUGGGAUUUGAUGGCACUGCUUCCCUUGUCUUUGAAUUCAUGGAGGGCAACUUAUUGCAAUUUAUGCAACUGCACAAGAAGAGAUUCAAUGAGGCACAAAUCAGGAAUGUGUGUCAUCAAAUUCUUCUUGGGCUAGAUCACAUGCAUAAGAAUGGGUGGUGCCACCGUGACCUCAAACCGGAAAACUUGUUGGUCAAACAAGGUGUGGUCAAGAUUGGGGAUUUGGGUUCUGCUAAGAAGAUUCAGCCGGGCAUUCCUUUCAAAGAUUAUGUCACAACUCGCUGGUACAGAGUCCCAGAGGUGUUGCUGGGCUCACGCUUCUACGAUUCCAAGGUUGAUAUGUGGGCUGUGGGUGUAAUCUUGGCUGAGAUGUUCAACCUCCGCCCUCUACUUCCGGGUAACAAUGCGGAGGAGCAGCUGUUUUGGAUUUGUAGUGUGCUAGGCAGCCCAACCGUGAAGUCAUGGCCUGAAGGGCAAAUUCUUGCAGGGCAGGCUGAGUAUCAGUUUCCACAGUUUUCUGGGUCUGGUCUCUCAUGUUUCAUCCCAUCUGCCAGUGAGUCUGCAAUUAAGCUUAUUACUUCGCUGCUUUCUUGGGAUCCUGCUAAGAGGCCGACUGCUGCAGAGGCACUUAAGCAUCCCUUUUUCGUCGGCUCCCACCGUAUUCCACGUGCCAUUCCUCGUGCCAUUCCUGAGAGACAUCCCCAUAUUCUUCCUAACAUUGGUGGCAUUUUAGUCUAG
This is a messenger RNA of Prunus armeniaca (apricot), 957 nucleotides long. The record is from the annotation of a GenBank genome assembly. Lineage: Eukaryota; Viridiplantae; Streptophyta; Magnoliopsida; Rosales; Rosaceae.